UAGCCUAGAGCGUAAUUUCUUCGACUCUCACACGAGCCUGAUACCUGAAGACGACGUCUUUCUACUCACAUUCUUACACCCUCGUCAUCGUGUCUGUAAUUUUUCACCCGAUUCAGCAGAGAAGAUGAGUUCGUGUGUAAUGGCUGCGAGUGCAGUAAGUCGUGGACUUCCAGCUCUGGGUUCCAGUAAGACUCUCGGUCAGCAGACCCGUGCUCUGGGCCUGCCACAAAUUGCUCUCAGACGUUCUACCCCCUCUUCGGCUGGGCUCCGUGUACGCGCCGCCAAGAAGGAUGUCCCUCUGCCCGACACGAAGGUAGAGAUAAGUGAGGAAGCAGUGAAGCGGAAUGAGAAGGAGGAGCCGCUGCGCGUCUUCGACAACACGCCAGCAGGCAAGUUCGCGCGGCCUGAGAGCGAGCGCAGGCCAGAGAUGGGCAACACCAACUUUUUUAGCGUCAUGAGAUUUGACGGACCAGCUCCCGAGACUAUCAACGGAAGGCUAGCCAUGCUUGGAUUUACCUGGGCUGUGGCUGCUGAGGUGAUGACGGGACAGAGCGUAGCGCAGCAGGUUGUUGAUGGAACUGGAGGUUUUUGGUUUUUGGCAGUAGCUCCUAUCUUGAUUUUUGCAUCUUUCGUGCCUAUUUUCCGGUGGAACGAGUCACCAGACAGCAGGAAGUUUGGUCCUUUCAAUGCUAAAGCUGAGAGAUGGAACGGACGUGCGGCUAUGAUCGGAUUUGCCUCGCUUUUACUCACCGAAAAUCUGCUCAUCCACGGACCCCUUUUUGGAUUUCUCCAUCAGUAGGUAUUGUAGGAAAAUCAGAUAUAUAUUAUUUUGCAAUCAAACAAGUCAAUACAGAUGAAAUUUUGUAAAUUUAUUAAGCGGGGAGAAGGAAGUUACUUGGGCACUGGCCUGGUUAUUAUGAGGACUAUUUUUACGAGUUCUUUUAAUUUGAAGGUUGGAAUUCUGCUAGUUGCAUUACUUAGAAAUACAGUUUAGUAACUUUAGAUGUGAAAGUUUGUACUAUCAAUGCUUGGCUUUCGC
This is a messenger RNA of Marchantia polymorpha subsp. ruderalis, 1039 nucleotides long. NCBI's taxonomy places the organism in Eukaryota, Viridiplantae, Streptophyta, Marchantiopsida, Marchantiales, Marchantiaceae. The record is from the annotation of a GenBank genome assembly.